UUGCUACUCCAGUGCAUUCUUGUUGUUAGUGAGAAACUGAGAACAAUUUUCGAUUUCUGAGUUGGUAACCGUCAGCCAUGGAAGUGGGUUUGCAGGUACACAGACCUCUCAGUUGCAGAGCUCUCUUUCACCGAAGAACCGUCUUCAAGUUCAAUCGUCUCUCUGGGUCUUUCCCUCAUUUUAAUAGUAGCCAUCUUUCAAGUCUUACUUCAUGCUACAGCAAGUACCCUACACUCGGGGUUUCAUGUGACGUUAUUGCUGGUGCAGACUUUUCUAAGAGGAGACAGAGAAAAAUUUCAACUGCAAACUCUAAAGGACCUCCUCCUAAAAGAUUCACAUCGAAAACGCCAGCGAGAACAAGCACUACAAAGAGGGAUUCAAAGAAAAAUGGAAGUAAGGAGGAUGAAGUUUCUCCAACAUCUAGUGAGAUUGUGGAUCCCCACAAGAAAACACUUGAACUUAAAGCUGAUGUAGAUGCAGAACAGGCAAUUGAAGUUAGUAAGGAUGAGAAAGUUAACCAAGAAAAGAAAACAGAAGAAGCAUCAUCAGUUAGCAAAACACUGUCAGUUACCAAAAUCAAUCAAUAUGUGGAAAAUAGAAGUGCUGGUAGUGUGGAGGUUAAGACUAUGCCAGUUGAUGAAAUUACUAUAGAGGAAAGGCAGGUUGACGACUUAAAGAGUGAUAGUACUUUAAAAGAGGGAAGUGCAGGGACUGUUGAAAAAACAAAUGAAGAUGAAGUUUCUUCUCUAAAAUUGAGGUUGGAAGUGGAAGAAAACUUGAGGAAACAAGAAAUUGAGGAGCUUGCUGAGGAUAAUUUCUCUAGGGGUAACAAAUUGUUUGUUUACCCUCAUUUGGUGAAACCUGAUCAAGAUAUAGAAGUAUACCUCAAUAGGAGCCUAUCCACUCUGAAUAAUGAGCCAAAUGUUUUAAUUAUGGGAGCCUUCAAUGACUGGAGAUGGAAAUCUUUUACCAUAAGUUUGACCAAGACUCAUUUGAAAGGAGAUUGGUGGUCUUGCCAGGUUCAUGUUCCCAAAGAAGCAUACAAGAUGGAUUUUGUGUUCUUUAAUGGGAAAAAUGCUUAUGACAAUAACGACAAAAAGGAUUUCUGCAUACCUGUAGCAGGUGGAAUGGAUGCAUUUGCAUUUGAUGAUUUCUUGCUUGAGGAAAGACGUAGGGAACAAGAGAAACUUGCAAGGGAGCAAGCUGAGAGGGAAAGGCAAGCAGAAGAGCAGAGGCGAAGAGAAGAAGAGAAGGCUGCAAGUGAAGCUGAUAGAGCCCAAGCCAAGGUGGAAACUGAAAAGAGGCGAGAAAUAUUGCACCAGUUGAUGAAAAAUGCUCCAAGAUCUGUUGAUAAUGUUUGGUAUAUUGAGCCUAAUGAGUUUAGAGGUGAAGACUUGGUCCAGCUAUAUUAUAACAAAAGCUCAGGUCCCCUUGCACAUGCUAAUGACCUUUGGAUUCAUGGGGGUUAUAAUAAUUGGAAUAAUGGAUUGGUCGUUGUGGAAAAACUUCUCAAAUCUGAGAGAAAGGACGGCGACUGGUGGUAUGCUAAUGUUGUAGUGCCGGAUCGAGCCCUUCUCUUGGAUUGGGUCUUUGCUGAUGGUCCACCUCAGAGUGCAAUGGUAUAUGAUAACAAUCAUCGCCAAGAUUUCCAUGCAAUUGUCCCAAUGUCCAUUCCUGAAGAAUUGUUUUGGGUUGAGGAAGAACACCAGAUGUAUAGGAAACUACAGGAGGAGAGGCAGUUAAGAGAGCAGGCCAUGCAUGCCAAGGCAGAAAGAACAGCACGUGUGAAAGCUGAAAGAAAGGAGAAAACUUUGAAAAGGUUCCUAUUGUCUCAGAAGCACAUAGUCUAUACUGACCCUGUUAGUGUUCAGGCUGGAACUGCUGUGACAGUUUUCUAUAAUCCUGCUAACACAGUUCUGCAUGGUAAAUCUGAAGUUUGGAUUAGAUGUUCAUUUAACCGAUGGACCCACCGCAAAGGUCCUUUGCCACCUCAGAAGAUGUUUCCCACAGGUCAUGGUUCUCAUGUCAAAGCCACUGUCAAGGUUCCAUUAGAUGCAUACAUGAUGGAUUUUGUAUUCUCGGAGAGGGAAGAUGGUGGAAUUUUUGACAACAGAGGUGGCAUGGAUUACCACAUACCUGUAUUUGGAGGAAUUGUGAAGGAGCCACCAAUUCACAUUGUGCAUAUUGCUGUUGAAAUGGCCCCAAUCGCGAAGGUUGGAGGACUUGGAGAUGUUGUGACUAGUCUCUCCCGUGCUGUACAAGAUUUAAAUCACAGUGUGGACAUCAUUCUUCCAAAGUAUGACUGUUUGAACCUUAGCCAUGUAAAGGACUUUCAUUAUCAGAAAAGCUAUUCCUGGGGCGGAACAGAAAUAAAAGUGUGGUUUGGAAAGGUGGAAGACCUUUCUGUCUACUUCUUAGAGCCUCUGAAUGGGAUGUUUUGGACUGGUUGCAUAUAUGGGUGCAAGAAUGAUGGGCAGAGGUUUGGAUUCUUUUGCCAUGCAGCUCUUGAGUUUUUACAACAGAAUGGAUUCCAUCCUGAUAUUAUCCAUUGUCAUGAUUGGUCUAGUGCUCCAGUUGCAUGGUUGUUUAAGGACCAUUAUACGCACUAUGGUCUUAGCAAAGCUCGAGUAGUCUUCACGAUUCAUAACCUUGAAUUUGGGGCAGGCAACAUUGGGAGAGCUAUGGCAUAUACUGACAAGUCUACAACUGUAUCCCCAACAUAUUCAAAGGAGGUUGCUGGAAAUCCUUCAGUUGCUCCUCAUCUCCACAAAUUCCAUGGAAUACUGAAUGGAAUUGACCCAGACAUAUGGGAUCCUUAUAAUGAUAAGUUCAUUCCUGUUUCCUACACAUCUGAGAACGUCGUUGAAGGCAAAAGAGCAGCCAAGGAAGCUUUGCAGCAAAGGGUUGGUUUAAAGAAAGCUGAUCUGCCUUUAGUAGGGGUUAUCACUCGCCUAACUCAUCAGAAAGGAAUUCAUCUCAUCAAGCAUGCAAUUUGGCGAACCUUAGAUCGCGGUGGUCAGGUUGUGUUGCUUGGUUCAGCGCCAGAUCCUCGCGUCCAGAAUGAUUUUUUGAAUUUGGCCAACAAAUUGCGUUCUUCUCACAAUCACCAUGCUCGCCUUUGUUUGACAUAUGAUGAGCCACUAUCACACCUGAUAUAUGCAGGUGCUGAUUUCAUUCUAGUCCCAUCAAUUUUUGAGCCAUGCGGACUGACCCAACUUACAGCUAUGAGAUAUGGUUCCAUUCCAGUUGUUCGAAAAACUGGAGGACUUUAUGACACUGUGUUUGAUGUUGACCAUGAUAAGGAGAGAGCACAAGCACAAAGUCUUGAACCAAAUGGAUUUAGUUUUGAUGGAGCUGAUGCUGCUGGAAUUGAUUAUGCUCUAAAUAGGGCAAUUUCUUCUUGGUACGAGGGUCGGGAAUGGUUUUACUCAUUAUGUAAAACCGUAAUGGAGCAAGACUGGUCUUGGAAUAAGCCUGCUCUUGACUAUCUGGAGCUUUACCAUGCCGCACGCAAAUGAAAAGAAUCAGGUCCCAGGGAGUAUGAUAUGCAGAGAUCAACCCCGCACACCAUAUUUGUACAGGUUCAGCACCUAAUUCAACUUCUCUUGCCUAAUAGCUUGAUUACUUGCGCGCAAAUUGUCCGAUCAAAAUAAUGCAAGGUGAUGCCAGUUUUAGAGCUUGAAAAGGCUCAUCCAUUUUUGUAUUCUAGUGCAGAUGUACAUCACAGUGUAUUCCGAAUUAGUUUCACUACGAGGUUGAUCUGAUUUUGAUACCUGUUGUAAAUUAGUGUUACUUUAGUCAGUAAUGCAAUAUCAUUGGACAAAUGGGAUAGUUUUUGAAAUGAGGUGUUGCUACAUGUUCAGCAAUAACGCAUCUGUCCUAUCAAUCUUAUUAGUUAUGGCUUGCUAAA
Molecule: messenger RNA, 3910 nt
Organism: Manihot esculenta (cassava)
Lineage: Eukaryota; Viridiplantae; Streptophyta; Magnoliopsida; Malpighiales; Euphorbiaceae
Product: soluble starch synthase 3, chloroplastic/amyloplastic
Exons: 16
Coding region: 78-3518 (1146 amino acids)
Molecular function (GO): alpha-1,4-glucan glucosyltransferase (UDP-glucose donor) activity; starch binding
Source: RefSeq, a predicted model, not a curated record